CCAGCCCCGGUCCGCGCGGAGCAGGAGCUAAACGGAGCCAAUCUCGGCGCCCUCACAGCGCUCCUCCCGGUUGGAGCCGGCCCUGCCCGGCAGCGGCUGCGGCGGCUGCGGCUGUGCGUCCUCCAGCGGCGGCAGCGGCGCUCGCAGCGCCCGGAUUUGCAGUGGCUGUACUUGGCCAAGUCGGAUCACUGGGACCGUUGCCUCCUUCCCAGCACAGCCCCUUUCCUGACGCUCUCAGCAGCCUCAAGUCCAGUUGUCGGCAGAGACCUCAGCAGCAGGAUGGAGCUGGAGUGAGGCGGAGGGGCUGAGCUGCUGAUCGCCCCGCGAGACGCUGGGGAUUCUCGGGCCACGGAGGCUGGACGACGUUCAUGGCUCUCGGGUAGAACCCAGCGAAACGGCCAGAAUGAAUUCUAUGGACAGGCACAUCCAACAGACCAAUGACCGACUGCAGUGCAUCAAGCAGCACUUACAGAACCCUGCCAACUUCCACAAUGCUGCCACGGAACUGCUGGACUGGUGUGGAGACCCCCGAGCCUUUCAGCGUCCUUUUGAGCAGAGCCUGAUGGGCUGUUUAACGGUGGUCAGUCGGGUGGCAGCUCAGCAAGGGUUCGACCUAGACCUUGGCUACAGACUGCUGGCUGUGUGUGCUGCGAACCGAGACAAGUUCACUCCAAAGUCUGCCGCCCUGCUGUCGUCCUGGUGCGAGGAGCUUGGCCGCCUGCUGCUGCUCCGGCAUCAGAAGAGCCGCCAGAGCGACCCCCCCGGGAAGCCACCCAUGCAGCCCUCCCUCAGCUCCAUGAGCUCCAUGAAACCCACUCUGUCACACAGUGAUGGGUCAUUCCCCUAUGACUCUGUCCCUUGGCAGCAGAACACCAACCAGCCUCCCGGCUCCCUCUCCGUGGUCACCACGGUUUGGGGAGUGACCAACACAUCCCAGAGCCAGGUCCUCGGGAACCCUAUGGCCAAUGCCAACAACCCCAUGAAUCCAGGCGGCAACCCCAUGGCGUCGGGCAUGACCACCAGCAACCCCGGCCUCAGCUCCCCGCAGUUUGCUGGUCAGCAGCAGCAGUUCUCAGCCAAGGCCGGGCCUGCUCAGCCCUACAUCCAGCAGAGCAUGUACGGCCGGCCCAACUACCCCGGCAGUGGGGGCUUUGGGGCCAGUUACCCCGGGGGUCCUAAUGCCCCUGCAGGCAUGGGCAUCCCUCCACACACCAGGCCGCCUGCUGACUUCACUCAGCCGGCAGCUGCCGCCGCAGCAGCUGCAGUGGCAGCAGCGGCUGCCACAGCCACGGCCACAGCCACGGCCACUGUGGCAGCCUUGCAGGAGACACAGAACAAGGAUAUAAACCAGUAUGGACCGGUCUGUUCCUCUUUCCAGAUGGGUCCCACCCAGGCGUAUAACAGCCAAUUCAUGAACCAGCCCGGGCCUCGGGGGCCUGCCUCCAUGGGGGGCAGCAUGAACCCUGCAAGCAUGGCGGCUGGCAUGACACCCUCGGGGAUGAGCGGCCCUCCCAUGGGUAUGAACCAGCCCCGGCCGCCCGGCAUCAGCCCUUUUGGCACACAUGGGCAGCGGAUGCCUCAGCAGACCUACCCGGGCCCCCGGCCCCAGUCCCUUCCCAUUCAGAGCAUAAAGAGGCCAUACCCAGGAGAGCCCAACUAUGGAAACCAGCAAUAUGGACCAAACAGCCAGUUUCCCACCCAGCCAGGCCAGUACCCGACCCCCAACCCCCCACGGCCACUCACCUCUCCCAGCUACCCUGGGCAAAGGAUGCCCAGCCAGCCGAACACCGGGCAGUACCCGCCCCCCACGGUCAACAUGGGGCAGUAUUACAAGCCAGAGCAGUUUAAUGGACAAAAUAACACCUUCUCGGGAAGCAGCUACAGUAACUACAGCCAGGGGAACGUCAAUAGGCCACCCAGGCCAGUUCCUGUGGCAAAUUACCCCCACUCACCUGUUCCAGGGAACCCCACGCCCCCCAUGACCCCGGGGAGCAGCAUUCCCCCAUACCUGUCUCCCAGCCAAGAUGUUAAACCACCCUUUCCACCUGACAUCAAGCCAAAUAUGAGCGCUCUGCCGCCACCCCCAGCUAACCAUAACGAUGAGCUGCGGCUCACGUUCCCCGUGCGGGAUGGUGUGGUGCUGGAGCCCUUCCGUCUGGAGCACAACCUGGCCGUCAGCAACCAUGUCUUUCACUUGCGGCCCACGGUCCACCAGACGCUGAUGUGGAGGUCUGACCUGGAGCUGCAGUUUAAGUGCUACCACCACGAGGACCGGCAGAUGAACACCAACUGGCCCGCCUCGGUGCAGGUCAGCGUGAACGCCACACCCCUCACCAUUGAGCGUGGUGACAACAAGACCUCCCACAAGCCCCUGCACCUCAAGCACGUGUGCCAGCCAGGCCGCAACACCAUCCAGAUCACCGUCACGGCUUGCUGCUGCUCCCACCUCUUCGUGCUGCAGCUGGUCCACCGGCCCUCUGUGCGCUCUGUGCUGCAAGGCCUCCUCAAGAAGCGCCUCCUGCCUGCAGAGCACUGCAUCACAAAAAUCAAGCGGAAUUUCAGCAGCGUUGCUGCCUCGUCAGGCAACACGACCCUCAAUGGGGAGGAUGGCGUGGAGCAAACCGCCAUCAAGGUGUCCCUGAAGUGCCCUAUCACAUUCCGGCGCAUCCAGCUGCCUGCUCGAGGUCAUGACUGCAAGCAUGUCCAGUGCUUUGAUCUGGAGUCAUACCUGCAGCUGAAUUGUGAGAGAGGGACCUGGAGGUGUCCCGUGUGCAAUAAAACCGCUCUGCUUGAGGGCCUGGAGGUGGAUCAGUACAUGUGGGGCAUCCUGAAUGCCAUCCAGCACUCUGAGUUUGAAGAGGUCACCAUUGACCCAACAUGCAGCUGGCGGCCGGUGCCCAUCAAGUCGGACCUACAUAUUAAAGAUGACCCCGAUGGCAUCCCCUCCAAGCGGUUCAAGACCAUGAGUCCCAGCCAGAUGAUCAUGCCCAACGUCAUGGAGAUGAUCGCGGCCCUGGGCCCUGGGCCAUCCCCCUACCCACUCCCACCUCCGCCUGGGGGCACCAACUCCAGUGACUACAGCAGCCAAGGCAAUAACUACCAGGGCCAUGGCAACUUUGACUUCCCCCAUGGGAACCCUGGCGGGACAUCCAUGAACGACUUCAUGCAUGGGCCCCCCCAGCUCUCCCACCCACCGGACAUGCCCAACAACAUGGCCACCCUCGAGAAACCCCUCAGUCACCCCAUGCAGGAGACUAUGCCACAUGCUGGCAGUUCUGACCAGCCCCAUCCCUCCAUACCACAAGGUUUGCACGUCCCACACCCCAGCAGCCAGUCAGGGCCUCCAUUACAUCACAGUGGGGCUCCUGCUGCUCCUUCCCAGCCUCCCCGGCAACCGCCACAGGCCGCUCCCGGCAACCAUCCACACAGCGACCUGACCUUUAACCCCUCCUCAGCCUUAGAGGGUCAGGCCGGAGCACAGGGAGCAUCUGACAUGCCGGAGCCUUCGCUGGAUCUCCUUCCAGAACUCACAAAUCCUGACGAGCUCCUCUCGUACCUGGACCCCCCUGACCUGCCGAGCAAUAGUAAUGAUGACCUCCUGUCUCUCUUUGAGAACAACUGAAGCCCGCCCCCCUCCGUCGGGGCCGCCCCUCCCGCUCUGUCUCCUUCCCUGUCUGUCCCACACACACUGUCCCCCAGGGAGCCCUGUCCUGAGACCGCCCCUGCUGCGAAGGGGGCGGGAAGGCGCACUGUGAAGGCUGUGUGGGGCUGCAACCUGCGCCCAGAGCAUGCCCUGAAGAUGCCCCUCCCCACGGGGAGCCGGCCCACUGAGAGGCACACACCGACGAUGGCUUCCUGGUCCCUCUGUGUGCUGGUUCCAAACGACCUCCCAGGCCCCCAAGGUUCUUCCAGUUUCUAAACUGUAACUCUGACUCCCUGCUUCCCAGCCCAGAGCCUCUUUCAAGUGACUGAGCCUGAAAGAAGCCCCCUGAGACUCAGGUGGGCUCCAAGCCUUGGAGGAGCAGUGACAGUUGGCAGGAGUGAGAACAGCCCACCCACCACCACCACCCACCACAGAAAAGCACAAACCUCUGGGAAAGAGAACUCUCUCGGGGCCUAGGUCAUCACUCUGGCCCCCUGACCUCUAAGCCAAGAUACCCUGUAAACACUCUCUCAGAAAGCAGAGAAAAAGGACAAGAAUCUGUUUGAGAGAGGGCGUGCCAUUCCUGCUUAGGGACUGGUGGGAAAGGGGCCUCCUCAGAGCCAGGACAACCCAGCAGAUGGCUCUGCCACCUUGAACUCAGGCCAGGGCCCCGCCUUGGGGCGGGGGAGGGGGCAGAGAGAGUACCCAGCCAAAAUUAUUGUGCCCUUAGUCGAGGCGGGGCAGUGCCGCCAGCUGAAUUGGAGUCAAAUAGGAACAGCAACUGAAAAUUUUGCUCCAAGCCACUCCCUGUUUUUAAGUGACAGUUUAAAGCUACAAAGUCAUCUGGAGAAAAGGAACAUUGGACUUGGACAGCAAGCAAACCACUUCUCUCCAUGUGUUUGUUCUCUUCCUUCCUCCUGCUCCCCACCCACCUCUCCCAGGCUGUUAAUGUGGGACACCCGCUUCCCUCUGUCCUAGCUCUCCUUUGUCCACCCAGACAGCAAGGUGGGGCAGUUGAAAGGCAGGGGAGGCAUGGACGCCGGCGCAUGCGUAGACUUAGGAGCAGGAAUGCCAGGCACUGGUGUCUCUCCGGCCUCUCUGCCUGUCCCUGUGUUCGAGGCCGCCCCUGGCUCCAGCCCAGGCUGUUAGCGCGUGUGCCGGGAUAUGCCCAAGAGCACCGCAUAGUGGUUCUGCAGACGCCACAGCUGGCUGCCAGCCCCUCCUUCCCUGUGUUCCUCACCCAUACUCCUGCUCGCUCAAGCGGAAGCAGCCUCUGGCUUUCCACUGCCUCACUCCGUCUCCGCUCCCAAGUCUCCCGGGUAGCGUGUGCGUCCGUGUCGUUUCAGGCUCCUCUGUGCUCCCUUCGGCCACGUGGCCUGAUGCUGUCCAGUCACUUUGGUGGCCUGUGAAUUCGUUGCGCCCCUCCCUGCUGCUGCCUGGGGCCCUCUCCCGCGCCCUGUGCCCUGCCUGCAUUCUCUGUGUCCGCCUCCCUCUGUGGCUGGUGGUCCCCAGCACUCCUGGAUUUGACCGAAACGGUGGCUCCAGCUGAUUUCCAGCCGCUGGACCAGAUGACUGGCACAAGGUUUUCUGGAGGAAAGCUGCCAUUGUCCCCCCACCCCCGCCACCUUUCCUUUGUCCUGUUGUCAAGGUUUUUUCAAACAGCGUGGUGUUCAGUAUGCAAAUCAAUUAUUUUAAGAAUUGCUUUUGUAAAUAUCUUUGUGAAUAUUUUAGUAUUGUCUUUGAUAAUAUUCAACAUUUUCAUGACCUGGUUAUAGCCUUUGCUGGUGUUUUUAAAAUACCUUGACUCAAUGACAAAGACCGAGUCCUUUUUUAAAAAAAAAAAACAACAAACAAAAACAAAAAAGCAACCAGGGCUAUUUGUACAGAUGAAGGGACAAAGAGCAAGGGCGGCUGUACCAUGAGUUAGAGGACCAGGCCGCCCACUGCUUAGAGCCAUCCCCAGUUGGCUAGUGGGGACAGACACCGGGUUAGCAUGUGGCCGUCCUUGGCCAGGGCGUGAUAGCCCCAGCAGGUGGGCGCGCUCUGUGUCAGGCCAUCCGGGAAUGUUCUGCCCCAGACAGACUGACAGAUGCCUGCCUUAGAAGUUCCUGCUUCCUGCCAAGCUACCUUUUCCCAGAAAGGCCAGGGGUCUUGUUCUGGUUCUUACCAGGGUGUCUGCUCACUGACCUAUCCACAGCUUUCUGGUGCAGGGGGUCGAUUUGCUGUCCACAGCCCGGGCUCCAAGCACCUCCCUCAGUCACCUCUGAGAAAGCCGUGGGCUCAGCACCUGAGGCAGGUUUCUUGGGGCCCCUCCCAGGCGAGCCUCCACCAGCAAGCUCUGCGAAUAGCUUUCCUGAAUCUUGGUGCCUGAAGCCGGCACUCUGGAACUGUACUCCAGCAGAGUGAUUUUGGAGCCAGGCCAGGGGGUAAGGGAGGCAUAAAGGCGUCCGGGACUGAAGCAAGCCCCAGCUGGCAACAGAUUCAGGCGAUGACAGCCUCCCCAAGCGGGUGGUUCUGAACUCCGGGCAGAUGCUUUCCUGAUCCUUUUGGACAACUAUUUGGAGCCAUAAGUAACCUCAGCAAAAACGAGGCCUCAGCAAGCCACUUCUCCAUGGCAAGCAUCCACCCAGGCCAUAGGCAUGUUUCUGCUGCCUCUGCAAGAUGGACAGGGCGCCGGUGGGCAAGCGGAAAGGCCCAGGUACAGGCAAUCACCCGUCUUGGUUUGAAGCUUUACCCAUGUACCAUGUUCCCUGUAGCCAUUUUAUUUUCUAAGAGACUUCUAAUAACUUUCUCCCUAAUGGAAGCCCCAACCCCUCAGAGAGCUACACGUCUGCUCCCUCGGCCUGACCCAUCUAGAUAGGGCAACGUCAGCAGCAGCGAUUCAAGGGACGUGUGUACAUAUGUAAAUGAGAAAUAGAGACAUGUUAACAGAUGCAUUCAUUUCCCUUGGAAUGUGUAUUGCUUUUAUUUUACAGAACAGAACAAAACAAAACAAAAAGGCUUGGAACUCCAUCCUAAUGUGGAAAAGCUAGAUCUUGUUUGUUAGCGUUUGUGAGGUCUCUCUCCACAUUUGUCUCUCAUGUAAUAUAUUCUGACACUGUGUGGAAAGGAAUUUUUGUUCUGUUUUGUUUUUAUUUUACCUACAUGUACUAUUUAGCUUCAGUGUACUAGUCCUGCCACCUGUGUAUUUUUAGGGUGCUAUGGAAAUAAUGAAAAGAAACGGAUUUCGGAAGAAAAUUGUAACCAAAUUCAUACUUUGUAUAAUUUUUGAUAUCAUGAUCGCAGGUGAUUCACACAUACAUACAUAAACACAUCCACAGUGCAGCCUGAAGUAACUCCCACAGACACCGCCAUCGUCUUUGUACAUCUACGUACAAUGCAAUCAUUUCAUACUUUAAACUGGUCAGAAAACUAAUUGUGAUUUCUAGUCUUGCAAAGCUGUAUGUAGUUAGAUGAUGUGACAACCUCUAAUAUUUAUCUAAUAAAUAUGUAUUCAGAUGAAACCUGUA
Manis pentadactyla (Chinese pangolin) is the source of this 7152-nucleotide messenger RNA. RefSeq names its product zinc finger MIZ-type containing 1 (gene ZMIZ1). The coding region runs from base 404 to 3622 and encodes 1072 amino acids. Gene Ontology annotation, biological process: regulation of transcription by RNA polymerase II; protein sumoylation. Gene Ontology annotation, molecular function: zinc ion binding; SUMO ligase activity. The transcript has 24 exons. Lineage: Eukaryota; Metazoa; Chordata; Mammalia; Pholidota; Manidae. The record is from RefSeq and is a predicted model, not a curated record.